This is a messenger RNA of Carlito syrichta (Philippine tarsier), 2682 nucleotides long. It is a transcript of the gene CSF2RB, whose product is annotated as colony stimulating factor 2 receptor beta common subunit. The coding region runs from base 1 to 2682 and encodes 893 amino acids. The record is from RefSeq and is a predicted model, not a curated record. Gene Ontology annotation, molecular function: protein binding; cytokine receptor activity. Gene Ontology annotation, cellular component: membrane; external side of plasma membrane. Gene Ontology annotation, biological process: immunoglobulin mediated immune response; cytokine-mediated signaling pathway. The transcript has 13 exons. NCBI's taxonomy places the organism in Eukaryota, Metazoa, Chordata, Mammalia, Primates, Tarsiidae.
AUGGCGCUAACCUGGGUGCUGCUCCUUGUGGACCUGCUGGCUCUGAGCUGGGGGCCUGGCCGGGCAGGGGCAGAGGAAACCAUCCCGCUGCAAACCCUACGCUGCUAUAACGACUAUACCAGCCACAUCACCUGCAGGUGGGCAGACACCCAGGAUGCCCAGCGGCUCGUCAACGUGACCCUCCAUCGCCGGGUGAAUCAGAACCCCCUGGAGCCAGUGUCCUGCCAGCUCAGUGGUGACAUGCCCUGGUCAGCCUGCCCAUCUCCCCACUGUGUGCCCAGAAAGUGCGUCAUUCCCUACGAGGUGUUCGUCAUCGCCGACAAUGACUAUUUCUCAUUCCAACCAGACCGGCGCCUGGGCGUCCAGCGCACUGUCACUCUGGCCCAACACGUCCAGCCCCCUGUGCCCAAAGACCUCCAGAUCCGUGCAGCCGAGGACAACUUCCUGCUGACCUGGAGUGUGGCCCUUGAGGGCCCCCACACCCACUGGCUGUCCCAAGGGGACUUGGAGUUUGAGGUGGCCCACAAGUGGCUUCACGGCUCCUGGGAGGACGCCACCACCCUCCUCUCCAAUGCCUCCCAGGCUGUGCUGGGGUCAGAGUACAUGGUGCCUGGCAGCACCCACGUGGCCCGAGUGAGGACCCGCCUGGCCCCAGGCUCAGGGUUCUCAGGACGGCCCAGCGAAUGGAGCCCAGAAGUUCACUGGAACUCACCACCAGGGGACGAGGCCCAGCCACACAACCUACAGUGUUUCUUCAACGGGUCCGUGCUCGACUGCUCCUGGGAGGUGAGGUCAGAGGUGGCCAGCUCGGUCUCCUUUGGCCUCUUCUACAAGCCCGGCCUGGAUGCAGGGGAGGAAGAAUGCUUCCCAGUGCUGAAGGAGGAGCCCCGCCACCUCUACACCAGGCACUGGUGUCAGAUUCCUGUGCCCGACCCGGUGACCCAUGGCCAGUACUCCAUCUCUGUCCAACCAAGGAAGGAGGAGAAAUACAUAAAGAGCUCAGAGAACAUCCAGAUGGCCCAACCAACCCUCAAUGUGACCAAGGACGGAGACAGCUACAGCCUGCGUUGGGAAGCCAAGAAAAUGCCGUACAAACACAUAGAGCACACCUUUGAGGUCCAGUACAGGAAGGACGCAGCCACGUGGGAGGACAGCAAGACAGAGAUCCUGCAGAACACCCACAGCAUGGCCCUGCCAGCUCUGGAGGCCGCCACCAGAUACCAGGCCAGAGUGAGGGUGAAGCCGGCCCGCGUCGGCUACAAAGGAGUCUGGAGCGAGUGGAGUGAAGAGCGCUCCUGGGACACAGAGUGGGAGCUGCCCAUGUGGGUGCUGGUGCUCAUCCUGGUUCUCUUCACCCUGGCUGGGCUGCUGGCCCUCCGCUUCUGUGGCAUCUACGGGUACAGGCUGAACAGGAAGUGGAAGGAGGCAAUUCCCAACCCCAGCAAGAGCCACCUGUUCCAGAAUGGGGGUGCAGGGCUGCGACUCCCAGACAGCACAUCAGCCUUCAGCAAGAGCCCUCCACACCAGGGGCCGUGGGACAGCCGCUUCCCUGCACUGGAGGGGGUGUUCCCCAUGGCCUUCGGGGAGAGCGAAGUGUCACCUCUUACCACAGAGGACCCUAAACGUGUCUGUGAUUCACCAUCUGGAUCUGACAUAACUCAGGCUGCCUCAGGCCUGUCCACAGAGCAGCCCUCCGGCCCCCAGCCAGGCUCCCCAGCCCCCUCAGGCCAGCCUGAAAGCCAGGUCUCCAGUUUCGACUUCAAUGGUCCCUACCUGGGGCCACCCCACAGCCGCUCCCUGCCUGAUCUUGUGGACCAGCUGGCGACCCCACAGACGAGGGUGGGACGGAAGUCAUCACCUCCAGGGUCCCUGGAGUACCUGUGUCUUCCUGCCGGGGGGCAGGUGCAGCUGGUCCCGCUGGCCCAGGUGGUGGGGCAGGGCCAGGCCAUGGAUGUGGAGAGGACGCCCAGCCCAGGGGCCCAGGGGAGCCCCUCCCUGGAGCCUGGGGGACGACCUGCGUCUCCUGCACCACUGAGCACGGGUGAACAGGGCCCAAAGGUCAGCCCAGGGGCCCUACCCACGAGCUCUGGGGAUCCUGAGGACACUGUCAUGGCCUCUGGUUAUGUUGCCUCUGCCAACCUGUUAUUCACCUCAAACUCGGGGACCCCGUCUGUCUCCAUGACUUCCUCGCUGGACCCCUCAGACCAGAACCCCAGCCUCUGUCCUGGGCUGGCCUACGGGCCCUCUGGAGCCCCGGCCCCCAUGAAGCCAAGGUUUGAGGGCUAUGUGGCACUCCCUCCAACCAUGGGCCAGUCCCCCAAUUCCCCCCUGGGCAGUCCUACCCCUCCUGCUGCCACCAGCCCUGUCCUGAGGCCAGGGGAGCCCCGGACGGAUGUGGUCCCGGUAUCCCCACACCCCGAGGGCCUCCUUGUCUUGCAGCAGGUGGGUGAUUAUUGCUUCCUCCCAGGCCUGGGGACUGGCCCUCUCUCACCACGGAGUAAGCCCUCUUCCCCAGGACCCUGUCCCGAGAUCCAGGACCUAGACCAGGCUUUUCAUGUCAAGAAGCCCCCAGGCCAGGCCAUGCCCCAGGUCCCAGCCAUUCAGCUCUUCAAAGCUCUGAAGCAGCAAGACUACCUGUCCCUACCCCCUUGGGAUGUCAGCAGGUCUGGGCAGGUAUGCUGA